Messenger RNA from Paramisgurnus dabryanus, 2478 nucleotides. Lineage: Eukaryota; Metazoa; Chordata; Actinopteri; Cypriniformes; Cobitidae. The record is from RefSeq and is a predicted model, not a curated record.
AUGGAGAUCUGUCUCACACUCAUUUUACUCUCCUCUGUAGUAAUGAUCAUUAUUGCUGAAAUGAAUGUGAGGUUGGUGAAUGGUGGCAGUCGUUGUUCUGGUAGAGUUGAGGUUCUUCAUGAUGGUCAGUGGGGAACAGUGUGUCAUUCUAGUUGGGAUCUGACAGAUGCUGCAGUGGUGUGUAGAGAGGUGGGCUGUGGAGAGGCUUUACAGGCUCCAUAUUUUGCUUACUUUGGAGAAGGAUCAGGACCAAUCACAAAGGCUCUUGUGGAGUGUAGUGGAUCAGAGUCCUCACUGAGGAACUGUAGAUCAGACGACUCGUUUAUUCAGUUCUGUUCUCAUUCUGGUGAUGCUGGUGUGAUCUGCUCAGGUGAACUUGUGAAUGGACCUCAUCAGUGCUCUGGAAGAGUCGAGCUGCUUCGUGGGAACACCUGGAUGUCAGUGUGUGAUGCUGUGUUUGAUGAUCAGGAUGCAGAGGUUGUGUGUAGAGAGCUGAACUGUGGGGUUCCUGUACAGCUGCUGGGUGCAGAUACUUUUGGUAAAGGAGAGGAGCAGGUGUGGACACAAGAGAUUCAAUGUAAAGGAAAUGAAUUAAACAGUCGAUUAUGUUCGUAUGCGUCACAUAAAGUAACCUGCUCUCAUGACAAUGAUGUGGGACUGAGAUGUUCUGGUUACUUUGAUCACAGACUGAUGAACGGUCCUGAUAUCUGCUCUGGUCGAGUUGAAGUUCGACACCUUAAUGAGUCGAGAACAGUUUGUGAUGCAUGCUGGGAUAUGAGAGCUGCCAAUGUCCUCUGUAGAGAGCUGAAUUGUGGGAUUGCUGUGUCUGUUGAGGGAGUGGACUGGUUUGGAGAGGGAUCUGGUGAAAUCUGGGCUGAUGUGUUUGAUUGUCAGGGGAAUGAAACAAAACUCUCAGAAUGUUCAAUCUCUUCAUGGAGUCGAGCUGAAUCCUCUCAUAAACAAGAUGUUGGAGUCAUUUGUUCUAAUUCCUCUCUGUCUCUUCAUGAUGGUCGAGUGAGGUUGUCUGGAGAGAGAGAGUGUGAGGGUGAGGUGGAAGUUUACAUUCAUCAGGUUUGGAGGAGAGUUCUGCUGGACUCCUGGAGUCUCACUGAAUCCUCUGUGGUCUGCAGACAGCUGGGCUGUGGCUCUGUGCUGAACUUCACUAACUCCUCUUCAUCCAGUGAUGAACACAGUUAUGAGUGUGUGAUGGGCUUCCAGUGCUCUGGGACUGAAGAUCAUCUGAGGAACUGCAGCUCUCCACAAACUCUCAACUGCAGCGCAACACAACAGCUGGCAAUCACCUGCCACAGUCAGAAUUAUAAUAUCUGUCAGCGGUCCAUCAGGUUGGUGGGUUCUGGUGGAGAUUGUGCAGGAAGGCUGGAGGUUUUUCACAAAGGCUUGUGGGGUACAGUGUGUGAUGACUCCUGGGAUAUUAAAGAUGCUCAUGUGGUGUGCAGACAGCUGCAGUGUGGAGUGGCUCUCAGUAAUCAGCCAGUACCAGCCUGGUUUGGUCCUGGUUCUGGACCCAUAUGGCUGGAUGAUGUGAACUGUGAGGGGAAUGAGACGUCACUGUGGAGCUGCUCUUCACCGGUCUGGGGAGAUCAUGACUGUAAACAUAAGGAGGAUGUAGGAGUCGUGUGCUCAGAGUUUAAAGAGCUCAGGUUAACUGAAGGCUGUGAAGGGAAUGUGGAGGUUUUCUACAAUGGAUCCUGGGGUAAUGUUUGCUGGAAUCAGAUGGAAAGUGACACAGCGAGUCUGAUCUGUCAAGAGCUGAACUGUGGAAGAUCUGGCAGUUUGUCUUAUUCAACAUCAAGAGUGCCAUCAGCUCAUAACUGGUUGGAUAAUGUUGAAUGUCGACCACACGACUCAAAUCUGUGGCAGUGCCCGACUUCACUCUGGGGACAGAAUUACUGUAGUCAAAAUGAGGUGGCUCAUAUCAUCUGCUCUGAAAAGAUAAAUGAGUCACAUCGAAGUCGUCUGUCAUGUUCUACCUCAGCAUCUCCUCACCAGAAACAAUGUUCAAAUCAUCUUCCUCUCAGACUGAGUGGAGGGAAGGGGAGUCUCAUCUCUGAAGAACAGCAUUCUGGAUAUGAAGAUGCUGAUGAGCUUCUCUCAGCAAAAGACUACAAGAUUGAAUAUUAUGAUGAUGUCUCCAAUGGCAGUGACAUGAAAGAAGAGAUGGUGAAAAAUGUCCCAGCAGAAUACUAUGAUGAUGUCAUCACUGAUGGACUAAAAGCAGACAGUGAGACAGAAGACACACUUGAGAAGUAUGAUGAUGUCAUCACCACAGGACAAAACUCUGAUCUUCAAAAAGAGUGUUAUGAUGAUGUCAUCAUCAAUGGACAGAACUUUCAAGGUGUAAUAGAGGGAGUUCAGGAGGAGUAUGAUGAUGUGAAGAAUGACAGUGAAGAUGUGACAAACCUGUUAGAUUAUGAUGAUGUGGGGGAGGAGCCAAACAAAGUGGGAGGGACUGCGUGA